Messenger RNA from Rubroshorea leprosula, 1153 nucleotides. The record is from the annotation of a GenBank genome assembly. Lineage: Eukaryota; Viridiplantae; Streptophyta; Magnoliopsida; Malvales; Dipterocarpaceae.
CCAAACCAAUACUUGCUCUCACAGAAAUUUAGUCGAAUAUCUUGCGUUUAUGGCUCCUUUCAAGAUUUUCUCAUCUCUUCUGCUACUUUCCUUUCUGGGUUUGAUCCUUAACCCUUGUUUAGCAACGAGGAAGCUUUCGGCUCUUGUUGAGCAACCGCCGAUUGUCCUUAAGUACCAUAAUGGUCCGUUGCUUACGGGUAAUGUCACCGUUAAUCUUGUCUGGUACGGUCAAUUCUCCCCUGCUCAAAGGUCCAUAAUCGUUGACUUUUUCAAUUCUCUUAGCUCCACCAAGAUGAGACCACCUUCGGUGGCGUCCUGGUGGCAGACCACCGGGAAGUACAGAGGAGGUCCACGCACCGUCGUCCUUGGGAAACAAGUGCUUGAUGAAAAGUACUCUUUGGGGAAAUCGAUUAAGACCCAGCAGAUUAAAGCUUUGGCUUCAAAAGCUGGAAACGGAGCAAAUGCAAUCAGCUUCUUGUUGACUUCUGCUGAAGUGGUGGUUGACGGAUUUUGUAUGAGCAGGUGCGGGACACACGGGUCGGGUGGGGUCAAGGGAAGCAAGUUCCUGUACGCCUGGGUUGGUGACUCGGUGAAUCAGUGUCCAGGGCAGUGCGCCUGGCCAUUCCACCAACCUAUUUACGGACCGCAGACUCCACCGUUGGUUCCACCUAAUGGAGACCUUGGGGUCGACGGGAUGGUCAUCAACUUGGCUACCCUUUUGGCUGGAACGGUUACCAAUCCCUUCGACAACGGGUACUUUCAGGGCUCCGCAGGGGCGCCUUUGGAGGCCGUCAGCGCGUGUACUGGCAUAUUCGGAAAAGGCGCGUACCCGGGAUAUCCAGGUAAGGUUUUGGUGGAUAAAACCACCGGAGCUAGCUACAACGCCAGAGGCGUUAACGGGCGUAAGUAUUUGCUUCCGGCGAUGUGGGAUCCACAGACAUCCACGUGCAAGACGCUCGUGUGAGCAAAAGAGAAAAAGGUCGCACCUGUAUCCAUUGAUAACGCGUAUUGUACAUGUAUAUAUAGAGAUGAUUUACGAUAACGUUCGGAUACAUAAAGAAUCAAAAAAAAAAUCUAUUUUUCAUUUUCUCCCUUACAUAUGUAUUCUUUAUGGUACAUCAGAUGUUUAGGUAUAUAAAAAGGAAUAACAUUU